Molecule: messenger RNA, 5445 nt
Organism: Elgaria multicarinata webbii
Lineage: Eukaryota; Metazoa; Chordata; Lepidosauria; Squamata; Anguidae
Gene: PLEKHA1
Product: pleckstrin homology domain containing A1
Exons: 12
Coding region: 109-1332 (407 amino acids)
Source: RefSeq, a predicted model, not a curated record
ACUGCGUUGGGGAGCGGCGGCGGCUGGUCCGGCUUCGCUGUGCGCGCUGCUCUCUCAGGGGGCUCCGCAGGAAUUUCCUUGGACUUGAUGUAAUGUUCAAAUUCAGAAAUGCCUUACGUGGAUCGUCAAAAUCGUAUUUGUGGUUUUCUAGACAUUGAAGAAAAUGAAAAUAGUGGAAAGUUUCUGCGGAGAUAUUUUAUAUUGGACACAAGAGAAGAUAAUUUGGUAUGGUACAUGGAUAAUCCACAGAAUCUUCCCUCUGGAUCUCCACCGGUUGGAUCCAUUAAACUUACCUACAUUUCAAAGGUUAGUGAUGCAACUAAGCUAAGGCCAAAGGCAGAAUUCUGUUUUGUCAUGAAUGCAGGGAUGAGGAAAUAUUUUCUACAAGCCAAUGAUCAGCAAGACUUAGUUGAAUGGGUAAAUGUCCUGAACAAAGCUACCAAAAUCACAGUACCAAAGCAAGCAGAUCCACUGUCUCACACUGAUAAUCGAGCAUGUCACACUGAAAAUCUGGGUUUAAAGAAGCAAAUGUCUUACAGAACAGAGAUUGUUGGUGGUGUUCCCAUAAUUACCCCUACUCAGAAAGAAGAGAUAAACGAAUGUAGUGACGGUGAUAAAAACUACUUGAAACGGUCCCAAAGCCACCUUCCUUACUUUUCUGCUAAACAUCCCCCAGAUAAUGCUGUGAUCAAAGCUGGCUACUGCGUUAAACAAGGAGCAGUGAUGAAGAAUUGGAAAAGAAGAUACUUUCAGUUGGAUGAAAACACGAUAGGCUAUUUUAAAUCUGAACUGGAUAAGGAGCCUCUUCGGAUUAUACCACUGAAAGAGGUUCAUAAGGUCCAGGAAUGUAAACAAAGUGAUAUACUGUUGAGAGACAAUCUAUUUGAAAUUGUAACAACUUCUCGAACUUUUUAUGUACAGGCAGAUAGUCCGGAGGACAUGCACAGCUGGAUUAAAGCAAUUUCUGGUGCAAUAGUAGCACAGCGGGGACCUGGAAGAUCAGCAGCUUCUGAGCAUUCCAACUGUUCUUCAGAAUCCAGCUGUCCUGCAAAAACAGCAGCAGCCACCUCACAUUCCACAACCACUCACAACCCCACUUUGGUCCAAACCCUUAACAGCAAGUCCCUUGUCUUGGAGAAGCGAAGAUUUCACGAAUCUUUUACCAAGGCCAAGCCAGGGAGCUUCAAGAUCCAGGCUAUCCCUUCAAGAGACCCAACUUCCAAAGUGACUCUACAGGGCCUAUUGGAACCUCAAAAUAAAAAUGGCACUCAGGAACAGGAUCCUGGCCCAGUGGACCUGGAUGAUGCAAGCCUUCCAGUCAGUGAUGUGUAAUAAUGGGGAAGAAAUUGCAGAAUGAUACAUUUGUUUUUGGUCCAUGAAUUUUCUUGCUCAGACUUUUAGCCAAAGAUGACUAUGGGAUGAAAGAACAAAGAAUGGAAUGUUGCUUAUAUAGAUCUGUAUGUGUGUGCAUACAUUCAAAUUCAUGUAUGCUUAACUAGUCAUAUGCUGCCUUGUACUGAUUAUCAGAGUGGGCCUUUUGCUGUUUCAGAAGCCUGAUGAUGAAUCUUUUUAAUAGGAAGGGGCCAAAAUACAUGAUUUAAACAUUACUGUUGUCAAUAAGUAAGGUACCAACUGCUCUUCAUCAUCAGUUUGGCAAAACUGAAUAGCAUCUUAGUGGUAUAAUAAAAGAAAUGUCAACAUGUAACUUAAUUAUACUGUAGUUCAGAUUAUUGACAAGCAAGUUGAUUUAUUUUCUGAAAAUACUGGCAUGGCCAUUCAGACAUCUGAAUAUAUGUAUACAGAGUCUGUUCUUACAGAAUCAAGAUUGCGGAACUUUAUUGUGUCUGGUGGUGACCUAAUGCACUUUUCCUAUGCAAAGUAAUCCCAUCCCAACCCCACAUACUGCUCAUGCUGCAGUGUCUGAAAAGAGGCGUGUUUUCCCUACGAUGAGUGCACAGAUUUGGCAGCUAUUGCAUGACCUGUGUACUCAUAGGACGAAAAUCACUUGUGCUGCAUUUCAGAUAUUACAUUUUACAUGUGUUAAGUUACAUGAAAUGUGUGUCUCUAUGUUUGAGAAAAGCAUCCGUAAAGGGGAGGACCUUAGAUCACUUAGACUGACAUAAAUCUGUUUAAUUGGAAUUGCUCUGUAAAUCACUGCCCUCCUUCUAUAGGAUCCAAUUCCCUUAGAAUUCCAGGUAUUUGGUGCUGUGAAACUUAACAUAAGAGUAAUACAGCUAUUUUGAAUAUUAAGCCUAUUUUUGAUGCACUCCUAAAGGUGAACUGUAACUUUUGCACAUUUGGAUAUUAAUGGACCACCAAUAAAUAAGAGUGUUAUAUGGAUUUUUUUAAGUAGGGAGAAGGGAAACUGGACUACUAAAUCUUUUAAAGGUUUAACUAAAAGUAUUUUAUAUUAGGCUUUAAAGAAAUUAAAUGUUUAAAACUUGUCUAAGAUUUUUUUCUCUCUCGUGUGAUCCUUUUUCCAGUGUGUUAUAAAAGGUUACCAUUUUAUAUUUGGAUCAGUAAAAGAUUUUAAAAACUUUGUUUCAUGCUGUUAACUGGUACUGAAUUGUUCAAUCAUGCAAUUGUGGCCUGUAACUUUUGGUGCACUAAAUUAAUUGAAAGUGCCUGUGGGUUCUUCUUUCAUGGUAUGUUAAACGUUCUGGGAUUAGAUAGAUACUGGAUUUUGCUUUUGUGGUAUUGAACCUUGAGGUGAAAUUACUUUGUGUAGUGUAGUUCAGCACAUGUAUGAGAUGAUAUUCUGGGGUAGCCAGCAUACUGGUAUCUUUCAGCUGUGCACUAUGUUUUUUAAACUGGAUAUAUGUUCAGGAGUUUCAGUGGUAAAAAAAUAAAGGGUUUAAGAAGUUGUUGCUGGGUAUUUGAUCAGAAUAAGCAUGCACUAUUUUGUUGUUAAGUUGUGGAAAUGUUUGCUUUAAUCAACAACUCCCCUCCAAAGUUUCACAUGAUUUAUGCAAUUCAGAUUUUCCAGUCUGCAGUACUCUUAUCGAUUUAAAACUGUGUGUAAUGCUUGACAAAGAAUGCAAAAAAAGUAACAAUGCAGAUAUAUUUGAAUGAAGUGUCCACUACUUCAGUGAAGUAGUCAUACAAUUAAGUUAUGUCCUGGUGGUACAGAUUCCAACCUUUAUGAAAUUAAUCGUUUAGAGGUAAAGUUGUGAGAAAACUUACUUUAGCCUACAUACCUGUGGCCUGCUGUCUCCUUCACAUUCUUCAGCUGGUAACAGAAGGGGGUUGUCCCCCUGUGCUUCACCCCAAUUCAUUUGGGACUCUCAAAGGCCCAGUUCAUACUGUCAUCACACCUUAAAACAAGCCAUGGUGGCUUGUUUUAAACUGUGACAUGUGAUGGGCACUGUUUGCCUUAUUACCUGCCUGGGUUCUGGUUGUUGUGUCAUCCAAACCUGGGUAGCAUGGUUUAUUGGGAAGGGGAAAGAACUCUUAAACAAUCCAACAACAGGCCAUAGCACCUGAUAAAUGGCAACCGGCACAUGUCAGCAAACUUCACAGCUUAAACAAGCCACUGUGGCUUGUUUAAGCUGCAGUGAUUGUGUAAACCAGGUCAUUGUCCUUCCACAUUCUCCACACAGAAUUUACUUUGCUGCUUGCUUUCAGUUGCCCUAGCCCAAAAAUCUCAUGGGCCGAAGGCAGUGGUAUAGGGCCAAAUAGAUUGUUACACACUUUUAAAAAUAGAAUUAGUUUUAAAAUGAACAAAAAUAAUUCAGCUGCUGCCCUCUUAAUUGCUUAAACUCUAUCAAAACUUGAGAGAUAAAAAAUAUCCAGGAGUCAUCACCAUGGCAAGGUAACCUCUUUUAUUCCAUGCCAUUUAAAAGUUCCAGGGAGAUUUUUUCUCAAUACUAUAAUGACCAGCAAUUACCUGCUUUCUGAGUGCCAGAGAGAGAGAGAGAGAGAGAGCGCUAGGUGUAUUCCAGCGACAUGUGCAUUCGCAUGUAAGCCCUAAUUUCAGCUUGCCCAAGGGACUCUCAGUAAUGAGCUGUAUUGGUUUGCAUCUUGAAGCAUGAAACUUGCAACUCGCUUAGUCCAUCCUGAUAUCUGGUUUCUGGUAAAUGGUUUAUCUAAUUGCCUGUAGCUAAAUGAUCUCUAUCCAAAUUAAUUUAUCCUAGAUAAGUGUUCCCCACAAAACACUUUGUCUAUGGCUAUGUCUAAACCACUUCCUUGUGAUCUUUUGUAAUUUACAUGAGGGGGCUUAUUCUGCACUCAAACAUCUUUGUCCUCCAUUUUUGGAUUGUGUGCAAUCAAGAGAUACAAGCAUUUUAAUCAUUGGUGCAGACUCAAUCUUGUAUUCUCCUGAUCCCGUUGUCUCCUCUCUCUCUUUUGUUUGUUAGACUUUUUUGUGUAGAUUUCCACCAUUGCACCUACUAAUUUUGUCUGCCAGCAGGUUAAAAAAAUGAAACUUAGCAUCUGACAACUGUGAUUGUGAAAUCUGCCACUUUAGACUUUCUUUCAAGGUUAGAAGCCUCUCCACGUAUCAACGUACUGGUUAUAUUUAUUGAACGGUACAUGGGUGCAAAUGUGUGAAUUCAACAUGUUAAUAAAAUAAAAUCUCAAGCUUGCAGUCUUGAGGGGAAAGCACCUGCGUACAGAAACUUGUAAUGCUUACCUUGGUCGGCUGAGACUAAAAAUUGAAAAGAAUGUUAGUAUGGACAAAGUUUAAUGAUCGAGUUGUAGCAAUGCCAAACUCCAGUUGACUUGUUUCAAGUUGAUUCAAUAUAGCAGCACCUUUACAUUUGUUAACCAUAAGCUAAACAUUUACAAGCAGUGUUUGUAAAUUAUGUUGAUUUGCCUUCUCAUUUACAUGUGAACUAAUAAGUUGAAUGUUAUAAUAAGAAAUCUAGAUUAGUAGCAUACAUUUUAACUUGUAACAAAUUUAACCAAUAGGUAUUUGAAACCUUAUUUUUCACAAAUAUGUACUUUGUGGGAGAAACUGAAUUGGAAUGUUUGUGUUGCCAUACUUUGAUAUAGUGUUAGAUUUCCUGGUUCUGGUACAGUUUUAACACUGCAUGUUCAUUUUUAUUCUGUUUUGGUAUUGCCAAUUUUCAAUAAUGAAUUGGAAGCGAAGCAGCGCUCUUAUGGACUUCUUUUAAAAUCAAACUGCUUAAAUUGUUCAGUAACGUGGGAAAAUAUUUGUGGUUGAUAAAUUGUUAGGAUCUCUUAUUUAUCAGUACUUUUUUAUAUAAAAUUGAUGACGAUUGUUAAAUUAUUUUAGAACCUGUGGUGUUUUCUGUAAAUGUCACAUUUGUUAAUAAAUUGACUUCAGUAACAAAAUAUAACAAAGCUAUCAGACUACUGCAUUUAGUGCACUUCAAAAAGUAAAUUGUUAAUAAUGAAUGAAACUAUUUUUGCAUAUUAAGUCUUGUUCUUUACUGUUGAAAUCACAGAAACCUAAGUGAAGUUAAAAUAAACAAACAAAAGUAG